AGUCAGAUACAGAGUUUUGGGAUAAGAUGCAAGCAGAAUGGGAAGAAAUGGCCCGGAGGAACUGGAUAUCGGAGAACCAAGAAGCUCAGAACCAAGUUACAAUCUCUGCUAGCGAGAAGGGAUAUUACUUUCACACUGAAAAUCCCUUCAAGGAUUGGCCUGGAGCAUUUGAAGAAGGCUUAAAAAGACUGAAGGAAGGGGACCUGCCUGUCACCAUCCUGUUCAUGGAAGCAGCGAUUCUUCAGGACCCUGGAGAUGCAGAGGCAUGGCAGUUCCUCGGGAUAACCCAGGCAGAGAAUGAAAACGAACAAGCAGCUAUUGUCGCCCUCCAGAGGUGCUUAGAAUUACAGCCCAACAACUUGAAAGCUUUGAUGGCUCUGGCCGUGAGUUACACUAAUACCGGCCAUCAGCAGGAUGCCUGUGAAGCUCUAAAGAAUUGGAUUAAGCAAAAUCCAAAGUACAAGUACCUUGUGAAGAGCAAGAAGGGAUCUCCAGGCCUUACCCGGAGGAUGUCCAAGUCUCCAGUUGAUAGCUCCGUUUUGGAAGGAGUUAAGGAAUUAUAUCUGGAAGCCGCCCACCAAAAUGGAGAUAUGAUUGACCCAGACCUACAGACAGGUCUGGGGGUACUGUUCCACCUGAGCGGAGAAUUUAAUAGAGCAAUAGAUGCAUUUAACGCUGCCUUAACUGUUCGGCCGGAGGACUAUUCGUUAUGGAACCGGCUCGGGGCAACAUUGGCGAACGGAGACCGCAGUGAGGAAGCCGUGGAGGCCUACACCCGCGCCCUGGAGAUUCAGCCAGGCUUCAUCCGAUCCAGAUACAACCUGGGAAUCAGCUGCAUCAAUCUGGGUGCCUACAGAGAAGCGGUCAGCAAUUUUCUCACUGCCCUCAGUUUGCAAAGAAAGAGCAGGAAUCAACAGCAAGUCCCUCAUCCUGCGAUCUCCGGGAACAUCUGGGCCGCCCUCAGAAUCGCACUCUCUCUGAUGGACCAACCGGAACUCUUCCAGGCGGCUAAUCUCGGUGACCUGGAUGUCCUCCUACGAGCUUUCAACUUGGAUCCUUGAAGGAAAAGAAAACAAUUAAAAAUAAUAAAUCCUUGUCUGUGUAAUUAUACUGAGAAACGCAAAACUAUUUUAUUAUGAAUUCCAAAAAGAAAAGGACAAACCAGAUGUCCAAAAGGCCAUGGUGAGAUAACACAGGGAAUUCCUACAGACAAUGCCCAGGCUCUGUUCAGAUUCAAAAGCACAAAAUGUUGUAUAUAGAGUCAAGGUUGGGCUCGAAAGAAGAACUGAGAGACACAAGGACAAACCAAGAUGAAAUAACUGUGUGUGAAUACUCUUCACGAGCUGCACGCAUACUCAAAACAUGUCCUUUGGGGGUUUUUGUCCCCACUGGCAGCUGAUACGCAUAUAAGGACCUUGCUCGUGGGACACAUGGAGAAAGAAAGCACUGCCUCUGAUCAGGGAAUUCUGACUGUUUCUGAACUAUCCCCUGCAACUCCCCCCUUUUACAACAUAGUUUGGGCCAAGGUGCAUGCACGUAUAUUAACUCUUGUCUAAAGAGAGUCAUUGCUUAAACCUGUUCCAAUUUUAACUUUUACCGUAGCCCUUCAAUUCCAGAGAGGGAAAGCAGGAGGGAGCUUUGCUGGCAAAAGCAGUUUUUGCACUAGAAAUUUUUGCUGUUCCCAAUCAAAACUUUUCUGGGACUGUAUAUAUGCACUUUAAUAUCUUAUUUAUGCCUUGCUGGAGUUUUGUUUUGUUGCUCCAAUUUUUAACUUAGGGGUAAAAGACUUGAGAACUCGGCCUUGCUAGAUCCAUGGACCAAAUAAAAAUUCCUGAAAGUAGUUUUUCAUAGUGUAGAGUUUUGAAGGAGUUUUUCUCAAAGCAGGUAUGACAUAGGGUGUAAAUAUGUCAAACACAGAUCUUACAUGCUUUCUGGGACUGUAUGAACUUAAGCAAGAGGAAACGUACCAUCCUGUCAUGCAUUCUCUGCAGGGAGGAAUUUUGAUGAUAAUGUGAUUUCUAUAGAGUUAACAUUAACUUGCUUAAAUGCCAUAUUUUACUUGCUUUCUAACUGCCCUGCACACCAAUAUAUUCCUUUUAAACCAUUAAUAUUUUAAAUAGUAUUUCAUAAGAGUGAUACAUUUUUUCCCUAAAAAUUAAGUGUUUUCUUAGUUCCAUAAUAAUCUGCACUGUUCACCCUUUUGCAUUCUAAGUGACAGAAGAUCAAUAUUUUCUCUCACUGAAUGUCGGAGGUUUAAUAUGAAAGAUGCAUGCCCCUUUGGCUCUCAUUUUGAAUAUUUAUCAAGUAUCAGGAAUUUUCUCUUGGUGGUAGUGUUUUUAUUUAAUUGAUUACAUUCUGCUCAUUUCUUCACGGUGUGUUGUGCCUGUUGGGGCUUGGUGAUUAUUUGGAAUGACAUCAUUUUUUAAAGAAUUAGAAAAAUUGUUUGCAAAAUGCUAACCAAAACAUAGUAUCACCAGUGUCCAAUUCUAACAAUUGGUCCUAGUAAGUGGUCCCAUUCUUCUUUGUCUUUUCUCCUUCCUUCCUCCAGAAACUUGCCCAAAGCAAUCUGAUCCCAAAUUUUUCUUCGGUCUUUGGUUAGUAGUAGCUGAUUACUCUCAUGAUGAUAGUUACCAAGCAAACAGCAUUUGAGUCAAGACGGUUUAAUUGACUGGGGAGUUAGCUUCGCCUGGGGGGGAAAUGUGCAGGUAGAAAUCCUCUCCUCUGUUACCUUGGAAGUCCCUCGGGUAGGAAGGGGCCUCGAGGAAACACAAAACCACAGGUCCUUGAAGUUUAGUACGUUAUAACAACAGAGAGUUUUUAUAAAGCUUACAAGGACAAAGAAUUUAUAAAGUUUAUAAGGACAAAGAGUUGAGGGUCCAAUGGUGUGCCAAGCUUUCGUCUUCAUUGUCGACGCUCACUUGGCAAAGUGAUGCCCCCGGCUGGACAGCAGGAGGCAGAGACACAUUAAGGCAUCCACCACUGGGCAAUAGUGACAACCCAGCCUUUGCCUACUUCCCUCCAGUCUCAGAAGCAAAGUUCAACCAUAUUUUCAAGAAUAUUCUUUAGAAUUUUAGAAUCCUAGAAUUCAGUCUAGGAAGGACUCUGGGGGCCAGCCUCCAAGUUCAUGGCAGCUGCCUGCUUAGAUAUCCCCGAUAGAAGAGCAUCCAUUCUUUGCAUGUUCGUCCUCCCAAGUUCUGUGCAUUCACUGGCUGGCAAGCUGAUUGGCAUCCAUCAUAGUCCAUUAGGAGCCUCCGAACACAGGAUUCAAAGCAAACUUUACAGGUUUCUGUUUAUGAUGCUGUUCUAUACUUUCAACAGUAACUGAAUUUGCAGUAGUAACAACAGGCUGUUUUCUUAGCUUUCUUUUCUUAGGAUACUUUGAUUUAAUUUGAUUAUUGAUAAGAUGGUGGAAAAUUUAGCAGACCAAGUUUUAUUUUGCUGUCAGAAUACAAAGUGACUUCAGGGGAGAGUAGACAAUUUUCCAUUCCCAUCAUAAUUUGAUAAUUUGCAGAACAUUCAGUAGGACUUUCUUCAGUAUAUCUAGUGUCCAUCAGAACCAAGAUUUUCAUAGUCGGUUGCCUGUCAGGAAGUGCAGAGCUAUUGCCCAUUUUUCAACAUCAACAAUAUUUUUAAAUAAAAUUAAGUAAAAACAGUUACUAAAAAACAAGUGAAAGUUUAUAGAAAUCAGAGCACCCCAAAAAUUAGUAAGAUUAUAGAACAGUCUUUAUUGUAUACAUUUUUAAAGUAUACACACAUUCUUUUAAGGCAGAACUGUUUUGGGUAUUUUACCCUGGUGGUGUGAAAUUGACAUUUAAAUUACUUUUUUCCAUUUCAAAGGGCAAGGUGUCCUGGAUUCCUUUCUGAGGCACCUUGGGAAGGCUUUGAGUUUCUUUUUUCUUGUAUUACUAAGUAAGCAAGCCUAAGAUGUCUUAGAGGAUGCUACUCUUUUACUAGAAUGGCCAUUCAGUUGCUUAGAUGUAUCUUUCAAGAACUGAUUUCCCUAGUAGAUUGGAUGAAAAUUCAGAGAAAGCCAGUGCUCACUGCUGGAUUUCAAAAUAUGUUAGAGCUAUGUCUAGUGGGCUAUUUCCAUGUGCUGCUGUACCUUAACAGUGGGGAGGACGUAGAGGGAUAAGGAAGAGAAGAAGGAGUAAAGCAUCCCCGUACUGGGUCAAUCACACUGAGUCAUCAUUCCCUUUGCUUUCUCUGAAGAUCAUUUCCCAUGACUCCUGGAAAGAAAGGCAGAUCUUGUCCACCAGGAAACUUUAACCAAAAACUAGGAGCUCUGCUUUCUCAGCCAAUCUGCAUUUCAACUAGAAUGGCCAAUUAGUGAUACUUAACCAGGUUGGAAUGUCCAGGACACACUCACUUUCAGAGUUUUAUGCCACUCUUCUUUACUGUAAAGAGAACUAUUCUGUUGAAUCUUGGAUCCAUGUCUAGAUACUCAAACUAGAUAAAUCUUUCUAACAUAUUCUUGGUAUACAAGCAAGACUUGAACCCAACUAUAGCUAGUCCCACAUAUAACAGGAGCUCCUAAACUCUGUCCCAUAACCUUUAUCCAUGAGUUCUUUGGGAAUAGAGAGAAAACAAGAUGGUCAUUUUGUGUCCCUUCCUCAUUUGCCCCGAAUCAGUUCCACAAGCCUGGACUGCACUUUAAGUUAGUUGUUGCUGUUGUUUUAUACCUUGAAAUGACUCUAAAAGCAUUCUAGAAACAGGGUAUUCUGAAGGCUUAAUUCGUGUGCCAUCUUUUUGAGGCCCCAUAUUUUAGAAAUUAUUAAACAUGCACACACAUGAUUUCAACUUUGUAAAAUAAUUUCAAAUUCAUUCCCUUUCCAGGUUUUAUUGCACAGUUUCCCUGUCAUCUCAGUAUUUAUAGAACUGGUUGAAAUUAAACUGUUUUGAAUUAAGAAGUAGAUAUAUAUAUAUUUUUAAAGAGUGUUCAUAGAUGAACUCUGGCAUAAGGUUUGUAAAAAGGCAAUCUUUAAAAAAUAAAACAUAUAACCUCAGGUACGAAGUAACGCAUGCAUUAGUACUUACAAAUUUGCCUACUCAAAUAUUAACCAAAGCAUGCAAGAUAAACUUUACUGAAUGUAAAUUUACCCAGUGCAUGAUUAAGUCUCAUAGGUUAGCUUACUUUUCCUUGCUUCUGAACAAGGAAGCAUUUUCAUGAACUUUGUGUUAAAGUCAUACUAUUUGCUUUUAAUAUCUUAUCCUCGAGACUGUUUUAAUGCUAUCACACUGAACUUUACAGAUAUUCACAUGUCUGGCGUAUGCAGUGUUGCAACAGUGCCAAGUGAAUCUAGACAAACUAAACUUAGACAUCUAAACGAGUUGUAAAAAAAACAGUAGAGGCACAACAGAUCCAAAACUCUAACAAAGUCCUUGUGUCUGAACGCUACUAAACAACAUUGUGUUGACUGCCUCCAUACAGUUUUGGGUUCUAAAUUCUGAAUAGUGCAUUUCAAAUAUUUUCUAAAAUUCAGGAAUAAGUUAGAGAUACUGACAUUCUGAAAAAGGUGGGGAGGUUGGGGUCAUGUCAGGCACAUGAAAACCAUUCAUAAGGCAAAGUGGACAUGGGGACUUAAUUUCCACAAACGUUACAUAGUGAGUGUGUGGGGUGUCACACCAUUGUCCUCAACAUGGCCCUAUUUGUACGAUAAAUCAGUGAGCUCUGUCUAAAAACACUGAAAUUCAGGGAUGGUGAGGUGAUUUCAUGGUCACUCAGAACCACCUUGGAAGUCCUCUCACUGCUUUUCUCUGUAACCCUUGCUUUAUGAAAAAAAUACGGGCAAGAAGACAGAAAUGAAGGGAGCAAAACUCAGUAAGACAAAGUUGGGGGGUGAUCUUCUGUUAGUACAGCUUUGUCACCAUCCCAUAUACCCCCAAACACAGACCUAUAAGCUCAAAGACAGAAAUCCUCAAACAUGCAGCAAAGACUUGUGAGGAGGCAUUAAACAGUUAAGAGGGAAAAACCCAGAAAAUUAAAGUGUGAGGUUUAACAAACUCUCACGUGGUAAAACAGCCUUGAAUAAGGUUUCCACUACUGGCAACCUCUGCAGAAAUCCCAAAAUAAUGCACUCUGGAGACAACUGUUUUCUCAGGACCUGCUCUACCAGAGAAAACCAACUUGAAAUGAGCAGAGUGUGGUAACAAAAUCCAGCCAGACUCAUUGAGACACUUUCAGAAACCUGCACUCAAAACAGUAUUAAGAUGAAAAAAGGAACAGCAGUCCAUUCAUUGCUCAACAAUAAAGUGUGUCUUUUUUUUUAAUUCGAAUUUCUUGGAGAGGGGAAGUGGUAUGACCAAAGAAAAUAAAAUAAAAUGGUAAGAGAUAUACAUACACACUCAACUAGGUAGUUUGGCAUUUUCACUGAGAGAUAUAAAAAAUUUGCCUAGAUACCAUAAAAGAAUUGUGCAAUGUGAGAAAUGUUCAUGAUUGAAAAUGCUGCCAGUAGCUAAAGGAAAAAAAGCAAACCUAAAUUUUUACUGAUGUCCUUUCAAUUUCCCCCAUAUCACCUCACUCAAACCCUCUUCAACUUUCAUUGCCCAGGUUUGUUUACAUUGGUUGGAAAAAAAGCCUGAUUAAUUUAAUAAACUUUUUACAAACUGUAACAAGCAUUUAUUAACUAUUUAGAAAAGACGUUUCUAUAUAUUUUGUAUAUCUAUGAAUAUUGCAUAUCUAGUCUAACCUAAAGAUAUUGAGACAAAUUCUUCUGUGAUGCUUCUUUAUGCUCAAUAAUGUUUAAAAUCUUGGGAUUUCAUUUUUAAGCUGAAAUAGAUAACACAAAAUUUAAAUGUUUACAUUGAGUUUUUAAAUUAAAACCGACCCAAAUUAAGUGACCUAUAGUAAAUUAAUGGCAAUGGGGUGGGGUUGUAAAAGUUACGGGCAUACUACGUGAUAAUGUAUCUGUGUAUUUAGUGAAAUAUUAUGUAUCAUAGCACAACUCUGUUGGAUAUUAAGGCUUCAUCUUAGUAUUUCCCUGCAUUGCUCUUUGAAAUAAAACUACUACCAUAAAAACAACCUCUUAUCAUAUUGAUGUGUUUAACUUAAUCCUUUGGCUUAUAAUUUGCAAAGUACCAAGAUUAAGGUAGUAUUUUUGUACUAUUAUUGGAAGCAUGCCUUCCCUUUUUCACAUUACUAAAUUGUAUUUAUAUUUGUGCAAUUUUAAACUAUGUUUUCAAAUAAACUUUGUCUGUGGCUUCAA
Messenger RNA from Leptonychotes weddellii (Weddell seal), 7202 nucleotides. The record is from RefSeq and is a predicted model, not a curated record. NCBI's taxonomy places the organism in Eukaryota, Metazoa, Chordata, Mammalia, Carnivora, Phocidae.